This is a messenger RNA of Leptopilina heterotoma, 1174 nucleotides long. Its product is annotated as zinc finger CCHC domain-containing protein 24-like. Lineage: Eukaryota; Metazoa; Arthropoda; Insecta; Hymenoptera; Figitidae. Gene Ontology annotation, molecular function: zinc ion binding; nucleic acid binding. The transcript is spliced from 4 exons. The record is from RefSeq and is a predicted model, not a curated record. Bases 293 to 1090 code for a protein of 265 amino acids.
UCAUUGAAAAAACGAUAAAAUUUGAAAAAAGCAAAUUUUUGUUUGAAAACAAAAGAAAAGUUGGUUUAAAGAAGAAGAAGAAAAAUUAGGAAAAGAAGAAGAAGAAAGUACUUAUUUGCGUGGUUAAUAUGGAAAGAAAGCAAAAGAGGCAAAAAAAUAUGGCAAGGGAGAAAAAUUCGAAAAAACUAAAAUUAAAAGAUUGAAAGUAAAAAAUAAAUAAUUUUUGGAAAAAGUUGUUGGUAAUUUUUUUUUUUAAAUUUUUGGUGCAAAAGAAGAAGAAGAAAAAGAAAAAAUGGCUGCUUGUCAUCCUCGGCCACCACUUCAACAUUUGCAGCAUCAGCAGCAACAGCAGCAGCAUCACCAUCAUCACCACCACCAUCAUCAUCAUCCGCAACUGCAGCAGCAACAGCAGGAGACGAAUACAACGAUAAAUCUCGGUGGUAUCACAUUGAACGGCAUUGCUCCUCAAACACCGCAGCAAAUCCAUCAGCAGACCCACUAUGCACAUCCACAUCGUUUGAAUUGGGUCUACUUGACAAUAGCCGAUCAAACGCCAACCACUGAGCAGAGCAAAUUAUUGUCAACAACAUGGGGAAGCUUUCCAACUGCAACGCCACAAACUUAUCUUCAUCAGAGUAUUAUCAAUCAAUCGGGCACAAUUGGCGGCAAUUUGGGCGACAGUAUUGGCGAUUUGGCGGAGCAUUUCAUGGAACUUGGAAUUAUCGACAGAAAACCAACGAAACGACCUCCCACGAGUUACAUGUGUCAUCUUUGCUUUAAAAAGGGACACUACAUCAAGGAUUGUCCUCAGGCUCGACCAAAGGGAGAAGGCCUCACACCGUAUCAGGGAAAAAAACGUUGCUUUGGCGAAUACAAAUGUGCAAAAUGUAAACGAAAAUGGAUGUCGGGCAAUAGUUGGGCCAACAUGGGCCAAGAAUGCAUCAAGUGCCAUAUAAACGUCUAUCCCCACAAACAGAGGCCACUGGAAAAACCAGAUGGACUAGACGUUUCCGAUCAAAGUAAAGUUCAUCCUCAACAUUUGUGUGAGAAAUGUAAAACUCUCGGCUAUUAUUGUCGACGAGUUCAAUAAAAAAAAAUCAAAACCUUCCUAUUUAAGAAAAAAAAAUUUUUUGAAUGAAAAAAUUUUAAAAAUGAAAAAAUAAAUUUAAAAAGC